CGGUUCUAUUCCUCCCACGCAAUGGGUGGAGCGUAGAGAACGGAGCUGAACAAGUAGCCUUGUCCUUCAGAGCAACAACAUGGCACCUCCGGGUGCGAAAAACAAAAAUGCUUCUACCGGCGCACGAAAGCAGAACAGUCAGUUUUCGCCAUGGAAUCGAUUGCGAAAGCAGUACCUAAAUACUUCCUUCGUGAAAUCGUUGAUUUUUGAUCCGGCCCAGCUACCACUCGUUUCAUGGCUCAUUCUGGCCGGUGAGUUUGUGCUGAACAUUCUCGUGGUACAAAAUGUUGCGUAUACCGAAAUUGACUGGAAAGCGUACAUGCAGGAAAGCGAAGGAUUCCUGAAUGGGACAACUAAUUAUGCACUGCUUAGAGGUGAUACUGGUCCACUAGUAUACCCGGCAGGAUUUGUUUACAUUUACAGUGCCCUGUACUACAUUACCUCUCGUGGACAGAAUAUCAGAUUGGCACAAUACAUCUUUAUUGUUAUCUAUCUCAUCCAAAUGGCAUUGGUUCUUCGGCUGUACAGCAAGAGUAGGAAAAUUCCACCGUAUGUUCUUGUGAUCACGUCCUGCAUUUCCUACCGGAUACAUUCUAUAUAUGUACUCAGGCUCUUUAACGAUCCGAUUGCAAUUCUAUUUCUCUAUCUGGCUCUCAAUGCUUACAUAGACAAUCGAUGGUCAUUGGGAAGUUUAUUUUUGAGUCUGGGUGUCUCCGUUAAAAUGAAUGUGCUUUUAUUUGCACCCGCAAUCUUGCUUCUGUUCAUCACUAAUUUGGGUUAUUUGAAAACAUGCACACAAUUGAUCAUCUGCGGAAGUGUUCAACUUGUACUGGGUAUCCCGUUUCUGCUUACUCAUCCCUGGGAGUACAUUAAAGGAAGUUUCGAUUUGGGACGAGUUUUUGAACAUAAGUGGACUGUGAAUUACCGUUUUCUGGAUAGAGAUGUGUUUGAAAAUCGGUACUUUCAUCUAGCUCUGCUAGCCAUUCAUGUGCUGCUGUUGGCAGCUUUCGCAUCACCAUGCUUCAAAUAUUUCCAAAAUUACUGCCGUCUGAGACAUUUGGAAAUGAUGCUCAAGCCUCAAAUCGAUGCCAAGAACCGGGAGAUGACACAAGCGAAAAAGAAAAAGGAAACACCAAAGGCCCAGAUCGAGAAGGAAGAAAAACUGACCGAGGAACAGGAAAAGUUCCUAAAAUCAUUCGAAAAGGGCAUCAAAAAGAUGGCGAACAAAGACACCGUGAGUGCUAACGGCGCUGCACCUUUGGAGAAGGAAGAGGAGUCAAGGAACAGCAAAUUCUCCAUUCAUUUCGAUCGUGCCACUCAGCUGGCAUUGCUUCCUAUUUUUACCGCAAACUUCAUCGGAAUCGUUUGCGCCCGCAGUCUUCACUACCAGUUUUACGUGUGGUACUUCCACAGUUUACCCUAUCUGACCUGGUUUACCGAGUACACAACCAGUCUAAAGUUUCUCCUGCUGAUACUUAUCGAAUUCUGCUGGAAUACUUACCCAAGUACCAGCGUGAGCAGCCUCAUCCUCCACACGUGCCACAUUAUUAUUCUGGUUGGAAUCGGUCGGAAAAUGUUCCGUAAAAUUCCGGAACUCUCACAGAUCAGUAAAGCAACGGACUGAAAAUGGGCUACGGUUUGAUGCGGGGCAUUAUUACAGCAAUCAAUACAACGACGGAGAGACAGGUACAUAUGUGUGGGUGUGUUUUUGUCAAGACAGAUUUCCGCGCUUCGAAGCGGAAAUGUAUUUCGCGACAGGUGCCUUGCCCGCGUGGAAUUUGGUUUUAUUUAGGAAGCAAGUUGUGAAGUUUUUGUUUCUAUUUUACUAUUAUGUCAGACAUGUUUUGUGAAUAUAGAUUAAUUUUUUUGUGAG
This is a messenger RNA of Toxorhynchites rutilus septentrionalis, 1873 nucleotides long. It is a transcript of the gene Alg3, whose product is annotated as lethal(2)neighbour of tid protein 2. The transcript has 2 exons. Bases 80 to 1624 code for a protein of 514 amino acids. Gene Ontology annotation, molecular function: dol-P-Man:Man(5)GlcNAc(2)-PP-Dol alpha-1,3-mannosyltransferase activity. Lineage: Eukaryota; Metazoa; Arthropoda; Insecta; Diptera; Culicidae. The record is from RefSeq and is a predicted model, not a curated record. Gene Ontology annotation, cellular component: endoplasmic reticulum.